Anguilla anguilla (European eel) is the source of this 6194-nucleotide messenger RNA. RefSeq names its product Rh associated glycoprotein (gene rhag). Gene Ontology annotation, molecular function: ammonium channel activity. The record is from RefSeq and is a predicted model, not a curated record. Gene Ontology annotation, biological process: ammonium homeostasis; ammonium transmembrane transport. Gene Ontology annotation, cellular component: plasma membrane. NCBI's taxonomy places the organism in Eukaryota, Metazoa, Chordata, Actinopteri, Anguilliformes, Anguillidae. The transcript has 16 exons. Bases 43 to 1362 code for a protein of 439 amino acids.
UGCUAUCAGCACACUGGAGUAGCAGCAAGCCAGAGCGUGGCCAUGCCUGCGUACGCCACCAACAUGAGGCUCAAGUUCCCCAUCCUGGCCCUCAGCCUCGAGAUCCUCACCAUCAUCCUCUUCGCCUUCUUCGUGGUGUACGAUGACGGCAAGCCUUCCAGCCAUGGCGCCCAUGACGGCCACGCACCCAGCAACAAGACAGAGGACAAAAACCUGCGCCUUUACCCAGUGUUCCAGGACGUGCACGUGAUGAUCUUCGUCGGCUUCGGCUUCCUGAUGACGUUUCUGAAGCGCUACAGCUUCAGCAGCGUGGGGGUGAACCUGCUGCUGGCGGCCUUCGGCCUGCAGUGGGGCAUCCUCAUGCAGGGCUUCUGGCACAUGAGCGACGGCAAGAUCAAGAUGGACAUCCUGAGGAUGAUCAACGCAGACUUCAGCACAGCCACAGUCCUCAUUUCCUUUGGGGCGGUCCUGGGGAAGACCAGCCCUGUGCAGCUCCUCAUCAUGACCGUGCUGGAGAUCACCAUCUUCUCCCUUAAUGAGCACUUGGUAGCCGAAGUGCUGGGGGCGAGUGAUGUGGGGGCGUCGAUGACCAUCCACGCCUACGGGGCGUACUUUGGGCUGGCCGCGGCUCGCAUGCUGUACCGGCCCGGCCUGAGGAACGGGCACCCCAACGAGGGCUCAGUCUAUCACUCCGACGUGUUCGCCAUGAUCGGAACCGUGUUCCUCUGGAUGUUCUGGCCCAGUUUCAACUCGGGCAUCGCGGGGAGUAAAGAGGACCAGUUCACCGCUGUGGUCAACACCUACCUGUCCCUGGCCGCGUGCGUGAUGACAGCCUACGCCACGUCCAGCCUGGUGGAGCACAAGGGCAAGCUGGACAUGGUGCACAUUCAGAAUGCCACUCUGGCUGGAGGCGUUGCCGUGGGAACCUGUGCAGACAUGAACAUUGGGCCCUUCGGCGCGAUGCUGAUUGGAUCUGUGGCCGGGAUCAUCUCCACGCUGGGGUUCAAGUUCCUGACGCCCAUCCUUGCUGCAAGCCUGGGUAUCCAGGACACGUGCGGAGUCCACAACCUCCAUGGAAUGCCGGGAAUUCUGGGCGGGCUGGCCGGAAUCACGGCCACGGCACUGGGGAAGAAGAAAGAUGGCCUGGCCUCCAUGCAGGCCGCAGCCCUGGCCUCCUCCCUGGGGUUCGCACUUGUCGGGGGGGCCAUCACAGGUCUGAUCAUGAAGCUGCCCGUGUGGGGACAGCCUCCAGACCAGAACUGCUUUGACGACUCGAUUUACUGGGAGGUACCGGAGGAGGAAGAGGAGAACGAGGAGAGUUUGGCUCACGGAGAUCAUCCCAAGAACAAAGUCGAGGCCUAAACUAGGGAAAAGCUGUGAUGCCACCUCCCCCUCUCUCCACAUCCCUCUCAUAUACCCCUAUACCUGAAAAUGUGUGCUAUCAGGACGAUAGCAAUGUAUAAUGGAGAUAAAUUCCUUAGAUAAUAUUUUAUUUUUGUUCUUUUAUGACACUUCUGAAGCAGCAUAUUGUUGGUCUGUCGGGUACUCUCAACACCCAAAGAUGCGAAGGUCAGUAUUUUUCUCCUGGAUUAACUCACUUCAGCCCAAAAACAAAAGCAAAGCCCCUUUUUAUUUUCAGUAUCUUACUGCACACAUCACCGCUGUUCCGUUCCAGUAGUUCAGCGACUCCAAUGAAAUGGCGGGGGACAGGAGCGUUUUCUGGAUUAGUUCCGUUUUAGCGCCAACGCCUGGCUAGUACCCUCUGCCCCAUCCAAAUUAUAACCAAUGGCAAGCUGUGUUAUGUACAUUCAUUCUGAUAACCAAUGAGAAGCUGUGUUAUGUACAUUCAUUCUGAUAACCAAUGAGAAGCUGUGUUAUGUACAUUCAUUCUGAUAACCAAUGAGAAGCUGUGUUAUGUACCUCCAAUCCGGCCUGGCCGGCCAGGUCUGUGUAGCUUCACAUGCAGGACAGGUCACUCAGGAAACACACACACACUUUUCACAUGACAGAGGCUCAAGCUUCCAGACUUUGAGCUGUGCAACCUUACCUUACCUUACACACAUACACACACACACACACACAAAACAAAAAAACAAAAAAUAAAAUAAAAAAACCUUUUUUACUUGCAACCUGCUUGGAGGAUCUAGACAAACAGCUGUAAAUCUGUAAAUCACACGAGCCAACACUCACAGACCCCCUCAGGUAAACAACCUGGCUCACAGACCUGCUCAGGUAAACAACCUGGCUCACAGACCCCCUCAGGUAAACAACCUGGCUCACAGACCUGCUCAGGUAAACAACCUGGCUCACAGACCUGCUCAGGUAAACAACCUGGCUCACAGACCUGCUCAGGUAAACCUGGCUCACAGACCUGCUCAGGUAAACCUGGCUCACACCCAUGUUCGCUUGUUUUGUUUCCUCUCUCUCGCGCUCCCUCCUUCCUGUGCACAUACUGACGUAAAGUCCGUUUACACUCCUCCCUUACACUCCUCCCUUACACUCCUCCCUGUGUGUCCAACAACAGCCAGUGAGCGUCUGGGAUAUUGUUUCAGAAAUACCUUUACUGCUGUUUUACUGGCCUGUUUUAGUGUGCAUCACCUGAGCAUUCAUCACCAGUCAGUAAACUCCUGAACUAAAGAAAUAUGAGCCUGAACUAGAGAAAUCCAAAAUAAGAUCAGUGAGAGGGAGGAGUAAAACUGACUAAAGACACUAGUUUUAGUUUCACAAAUUUGUUUUUUAUUGAAAAGUCACCUGCCAGGAGUGCUGCUUACACCACAGGCAGUAAAGUGAAGGCCUCAUUAUAAGCUAGAGAUGAACUCACCACGUUAAAAUAUCUAUUACUAUUACGCUUUUUCCAAAUGUAUCAUGUAUUAAUACUGUCAAUUAUAAAUAUGUUUUUAUAUGGUAUAACCUAUGUGUGUUUUUUUAUAUAUUAUUUGAAAGGGUUGUGAGAAAUGCCUAGUUUAAUAAAAAAUUAAUUUCAAACUGAAACAAAAAAUAAUGCCCCCCAUUAAAGUACAUUCUGUAAUACGCAUAAUACAUUUUAAUAUAAGAAGGCACUCCAAACAUAUUUUUCAAUACAUGGUAGUAUUUUGUAAUGAACAUUACAUUUUAGUGGUUACGUUUUUUUUAUCAAAUUAGCUACAUCAUACUGAGACCAAAGCCUAGUAUAUAUACCAAAUAUUUGUAUAUUUUACAAUAUGUUUCUAUACAUUAUUCAUUUUCCGUUAUAAAUUACGAAAUAGUGUACGUGUAAUAGCUUCGUGCACAUAAAAAUCUGUUAUUUCCGUGUUGUAAUGUCAUUGCUGGAGUUAUUAACAGAACAGACUUCCUUUGUCAUAAAAAGGACAAAUCGAGAAUGCUAAUAUAUUUGGUUUCCAUGAAUGGGGAGAAAUGUUUUUGUUUUUCAAGAUACAAUAUAAAGAUAAAAAAUAUAAAGAUAUCAAGAUUAAAAAAACAGCAUUUGCAUUGAUCGUGUGUGCAAGAUAAGUCUACCAAAUAAAAUGAGUGACAUUCUGAUGCCGUAAAUCUAUGGACUCAAAAAAAUGCUUUUGUGAAGAUCACGUGAUGCUAGCGACUUCCAGCGAUAUCAUAAGUGUGUUUAUUUAAAUCUGCAUAUAAACGAUUUUCUACAUUUUAUUUCUUUCUCAAAAACAUUUUUUAAUGUGCGAGCCCAGUGUUGAGGCAAGUCAUAUUUACACAGUGUUUUCACAGUACUGAACUGAUACACCUCUAGGAGCACAACUUGUUCACGUUAUUCGUGCCAGUUUUUUUUUGUGCACAGCGCUCUAGAUCAGUAGCCUACAUUUCUCAACCCUGUAAGGAAGCACAUCCCGUUUUCCGAUUAGAAAAACUAUUCUCUCGAAAUAGGCUUUUGAAUUAUUUGAGCUCUUGGUACCGCUCAUAUGGUACUUCAUGUUUACAAAAUAUCCAACAUAAUUUUGUGAAUAAUAAUGAAUGGAAUUAAUCUGCUUCUGUAAUUAGUUGUUAAAUUAAUGGGACUUUGAGACUAUAUAUUUUUAAUAAUUCUGAAUGAGGAAUAAUACCUGCAUGAAGCAUUAAGCACUUCAAAUGAAUAAACAGCUCACAAACCAUUUUAGGCUGUUUGUCUUGUUUUGAAUUAUUGAAUUUUACUGAACACGGAAAAAUGGAAAAAUAAUGACAAAUCUAGAUGAGUCUUCUGGAAUUAUUACAUUGGUUUAUUUUUAUUUUUUUAAAUCAAUUGAACUAAACAACUGAGUCCAUAAAAUUGCCUCAUGCGUUUAUAAAAUGGAAGAUCGCCACCUUAUGCGCAUAUCUACGGGGUUGGCCUUAAUAUCGCAGUGCAUUGUGGGCUGCAAGAUGGUGGCACUGUUGUGAUUACGAAUGUGUAGUUUCAAUAUAUUGAACAAGUUAUUUUGGUAGAUAACAAAUAUUGCUAGCAAAAAGAAAGACUACAGUUGCAUAUGAGUGUUAUUUUAAGUGGAGUGUAUCGAGACAUUUUCAGCCAUCUUCGUUUCAAACGUGUAAUUACAUGGUCUUUGGACAAUGUCAACCCGAGCAGACUCCAAGGUGAGGAGGAGGAGCGACUCACGUGGUAGCAGAGACGAGAGAAGAGUGCGAAGCCCAGAAAAGGAGAGAAGGACACAGAAGCGCAGCCGAAGCAGGUCGUCUUCCUCAUCAUCCUCAUCCAGCUCCUCGUCCUCUUCCUCCUCCUCAUCAGGUUCCUCUUCCUCGUGCUCCUCAGUCAGCAGGUCGAGCUCUAGCAGCAGUGAUUCACACAGAAAGUCCAAGUCUAAGAAAGGAAGGAAGGAGAAACGACACAGGAAGCAUAAAGGGAAUAAAGAGAAGAAGCACAAAAAGAAGAAAGAGAAGAAACAGAAGGGUGAGGAUGAGGAUUAUGAAGAAGGAUCGGGACCUGUGCAGAUCUCCAAGUAUCUUAAGGAUAAGAAGAGGGGGAGAAAGGUCAGCAUGAUCUCCGGACGGAAGAUUAAAAUGAAAGUGAAGAAGUCCAGGAAGGACAAACAGAGGGAUAAGAACCGGGCCGAACUCCUGAAUUUCCUCAACUCUGCCCUCUGACCCGAGCAGGAGAGCUUGGUGCUAAAAACAGUCCUUUCUGGAAACUUCUGUCCGUCGUCCGUGUGAAUGAGGUCCUUCUGCCCCUAUAGCCCGCUCCCAACGACAGCGUGGGCUUAGGGAAGAGCCAUUACUUUACAUUUAUUUACCCCUGCGCUGAGCUCCCGCUGCCCGUGCAGCUGCGCUGAGCUCCUGCUGCCAGCUCUGUCCUCUGCUUCUCUACCACCGUUUGCUUGUGUACUUCUGAAUGGGGGGUAAUAUUGUUGACUAAUCUGUGUGUUGCCCAAGACCCUUAUUUGUGUAAAAGACCAUACUGCCCUCCAUAGAAUGCAAUGGCUGGACAACAUACUGUGGGAGAAAAUGUCAAUCACAGCUUUUCCGUGUGAACAGCUACAGCCUCCUCAGGAUCAGCUGAAAUUAGUUCAGGGCUGACUGUUAUUGUGAAAAUGUCAUGGUGACAGAAUGUCAUGGCAACAAAAAAUGUGAUUUUUUUUUACCCUUCCCAUUUUAUAGCCAUUUUCGCUGUAGUUAAUUUUAGGUGGGGUUAAUCAAAGCUGGCAUUAGUUGAGUUCACUGCUGCUUUUCAAAUCAAUUUUUAUUGGUCUAAUUGUGAGAUGUUUCCUUGGGGCGGGGGGGGAAGGGAACAAAUGGGCCAAACACCACGCCAGUCUCUCCAGUCAAGGGGGGUAUAUUUCUCAAAGCAAGAUUACCGAGUUAUCUAGAUAACUGCGCUGAGUAAAACCUGGAACAGCUCUUUUUACUUCAGUCCAUGUUCCAGCUCUGGGAGGGUUCUGGGUUUUACUCAGUGCAGUUAUCCAGAUAACUCUGUAAUCCUGCUUCCUGAAAGUGGGCCCAGCUGUUCCUCUGUAUCUCAACAGUGACUCAGGAUUCACCCCAAAAAUUUAUGCAUGAAAGAUAAAAUGUAUCGAUUAAAUUUUUUUCAGAAUUUUCUUACAUUUCCUCUGUAAUUAUUCAUUAAUCAUAAUUUCAGUUGUCAGUUUAAGAUAAAUAACUUGUCUGUGUGAUGUGAUUGUUUGUUGAAAAGAAGUACAGCAAAGGUUGUGAAACGUGUCUUCUUCCAAAUUUGGGGGGAGGGGCAAAGUGUCCCCCAAAUAAUAAAACAUGUCCUAGACUCUGAA